AUGCCUCCUCCCACUGGAACCCUCAGUGCAGGUCCUGAAGAGGCCCAACCAUCCGAAUCCACUCCGCGGAGCAAAGAUCUUGUCGAAGGCCCCAAAAUCAACCCUUCUGGCAUGCAUUUGUUGCGUGAUCGGCAGCACGGUCUUAGUCUCAUAGAGGAUAUUCUGCGUCAACUUCCUGAGGAUCUUCGUGAUAUCCUGGAAGGAAAAAGGAUAAUUGGAACUGGUUUUGUCUGGAUAUGUAUCCCGAGGGAAAGUGCUGCAGUCGAAAAGAUCCCCUUGGCAAUAGCGGGGAUUCCAGUGGUAGUUCCCGUCGAAUAUCGCUAUCCGUUGAUCUCAUUGACGAUCCCUCCUCCCUAUCCACAUACUCAUUUCAUCGAUUGUUCCAAACCAGUAGACGAAGAUAUUGUAGAUGGAAUUUUUGAAACCUAUGAGGAUGCGCUAGGAUUCUAUCUCAUAAACGGUAUGCUGCAGAUAAUUGUACCAAAUGACUUCGAUUACGAAUACGCAGUACCUCACAAACCAAACACGAACGGAAACCUCAAGGCAAGGUACAUCCCUCAGGGUGUGAUCUCAACCGAGGAGAAAUCAGACCGCAACCCCGAUAUGAUAGGACUUGCGCAAUCGACGGCUACCAUCUAAAGAGGCGAAUACAACUCACCAUGAAGCCCAGCGAACCGCACAUAUUCUGAUAGCACGCCUAAUAGCAUGAAGUCGAGUCUUGUG
This is a messenger RNA of Lindgomyces ingoldianus, 723 nucleotides long. RefSeq lists its product as uncharacterized. The transcript has a single exon. The record is from RefSeq and is a predicted model, not a curated record. NCBI's taxonomy places the organism in Eukaryota, Fungi, Ascomycota, Dothideomycetes, Pleosporales, Lindgomycetaceae. Bases 1 to 639 code for a protein of 212 amino acids.